GCUGUCUGUCAGCGGGAACCUGGUCCCGAUCAAAUAUAGAGGAGCUCCAACCAACUGUCCCCCAUUGGGGCGGCGGCGGCAACGGAUGCGUCCAGUGUGGGAGGUGUGUGCGGGAGUGGGGAGCAGCCGGACUGAGAUGGACACCGGGCUGGAUGCGAGUGUGUGCAGUCCACCCGUACGUGCGGGAGCCAGCGCUGUCCCACGCGGACACGUCAUCGCCAGUGAGAAGUGGAGGGGCUCCCAGCUGACCGUCGGCUGCCAGGGCAGGGUCACCGUGCUGUAUGAGGAUGACUUGGGGCUGGUGGAUUUCCACCUCUCCCAGCGGCUCUGUGUCCUUUACGUCUCCGAAUCAGACCUGGUAGCCGGCAAUAAUUACAGGAGGAAGCUGGUCCGAUUUCGCAAAGCGAGCACGUUAAACGGCAUCGUGAUGGUGGAGAAGACGCCGCUGAGUGAGCAGUACUUUGCCGGCGUGCAGCGCUUCGUGGUGCUGGAUCUGGGCCUCACCCUCCUCCCCGUCGCCAGUCCCACCGAGCCGGCCUCGCAGCUCCUCGCCCAGCUGGUGCAGGAGGGGAACAGGGAGCGGCAGAACCCGUUUGUGCGUCGGUGCCGCAGUGGGCUGAGUGAGGCUGCUGUCCUGGCCUCUGUGCAGCGGAUCCCAGGAGUGGGCAGGGUGAAAGCCCUGAGCCUGCUGCGCCACUACCCCAGCAUCCAGCAGCUCAGCACUGCCUCUCCGCCUGACCUGGAGGAGCUGGGCGGCCCUGCCCUGGCUCGGCACCUCACACACUUCUUCUCACCCCCUUCCUGAGCCCAGUCCCGGACACAGUACCCACCCGGGACACCAGCGCUGGUUCACUCAGGCCGGCGCUCAUCACUGCUGGGUGUGUGUGUGUGUGUGUGUGUGUGGGGAAUGUGUCUAUGUGGGGAUGUGCAUGUGUGUGUGGGGGGUAUGUGCCUAUGUGUCUAUGUGGGGAUGUGCUUGCGAGAGAGUGUGUGUGGUGUUGAGAUUUGUGGACACUCGCCACUGCCCUGUGAGGCGGACAGAAUAGUGCCUUGGGACAGGGUAGAUGCAUAGGGCGCUAUGUGUGUGUGUCUAUCUGUUUUGGGACUGAACCCCUUGGUUUAUCCCCCCCCCCCCCCCCGCGCUCAACCAUGGGGAGCGGUAUUUAACAUCGAAAUCCACA
This is a messenger RNA of Leucoraja erinaceus (little skate), 1181 nucleotides long. RefSeq names its product FA core complex associated protein 24 (gene faap24). Gene Ontology annotation, molecular function: chromatin binding. The record is from RefSeq and is a predicted model, not a curated record. Gene Ontology annotation, biological process: interstrand cross-link repair. NCBI's taxonomy places the organism in Eukaryota, Metazoa, Chordata, Chondrichthyes, Rajiformes, Rajidae. Gene Ontology annotation, cellular component: Fanconi anaemia nuclear complex.